Messenger RNA from Clonostachys byssicola, 1527 nucleotides. The record is from the annotation of a GenBank genome assembly. Lineage: Eukaryota; Fungi; Ascomycota; Sordariomycetes; Hypocreales; Bionectriaceae.
AUGCUGUCGAUUCAUUUGUCGGCGUUUAUUGCCUUGGGGACUUCGGCCAAUGCGGCAGUUCCGCAGGUAACUCCGCGGUCCCAUUUGCAGACGACGUUUUCCGGACUAUCAGAUGUCGAGCCCUUUUCCCUACAGCUGAGUCCUGAUACGGCCAAGGUGUGCAAUAGCACCACUCCGGGGACUUCUGGCUUCAUCACGUCCGACGAUGGGCAAGGAGGCAACAACUCCAUCUUCUUCUGGGCCUUUGAGAGCAAGCACGAUCCCAAAACAGAUCCUGUGAUUCUCUGGAUGUCGGGGUAUGAAUCUCCCGAUUCUCCAAAUGUGCCGUCCGCUAACCUCAACUCUAGUGGUCCAGGUGCUUCUUCAGUCGGCUUCGGAAAUCUCAUGGAACUCGGACCAUGCCGCAUCGCCAGCGAAGGUGGAUAUACCGUUGACAAUGAGUUCGGGUGGAACGCCAAUGCCACGGUUCUCUUUGUUGAUCAGCCUGUUGGUGUGGGUUACUCCCGCGGCCAACGGAUACCAGCCGGCAUUCGCGACUCAUCGAUGGCCAUGGUUCGAUUCCUCCGGCAGUUUAUGACUGCCUUCCCUGAGCUCGCGGACCUAGACUUUUACAUUGCGGGCGAGUCAUAUGGCGGUUCUUGGGUCCCAGCCCUCGCUUCAACCAUACUUAAAUCUGAGAGUGUCAGUAAUGAAAGAGAAUCGCUGAUAGUUCAAGAAGACCGACCCAAUCUUUCUCCGAAUUCAAGUCGCGCCCCUAAAAUCAAUUUGAAGGGCAUCAUGAUUGGCAAUGGUCUCGUACGGCGAUCCGUGCAGAACAUGGGCUUCUUUGAAACAGUCUGCUCAGGUCCAGAUAGCCUCUUCAACUCGUCCCAAUGCCUUGAAUGGGCACCUCGGGCAAUGUGGUGCGAAGAUAACUUGGCCGUGUGUGAAGUUGAUGGCAUGAAAUCCUCCACUUGCAAGGAGGCGGAGUCAAAAUGCAGCGGAAUCAGCAAAGUUGUCACGGAAGACAUGCACCGUAACCCUUACGACUUCCGACGCGAGUGUCACGACCAAGACUCCUGUUACAGUGAGAUGCGUUACGUUGAAGAGUACCUGAACCGCAGCGAUGUGAAAACGGCGCUCGGUGUUCCUGAGAACCAGGCUUUUGUUGGAAUCUCCUUGGAUGUGUUAAAGCAGUGGGAAAAGGUGGGUGACCUAUGGCGAGCAAGUGACGAGUAUGUCAACCACCUGCUCCAAUCUGGCAUCCGCGUUCUUAUCUACGUUGGAGACCAAGACCUUUACUGCAAUGCGCCAGGCAUGCGUCUUCUUGUCGACCGAGGAUUGAGUUGGCACGGCCAGCCCAUCAUUAGACUAAGGGAACUUGUGCCGUGGUAUCUUGGAACGAAAUCUGCUGGCUUGUGGAAAUCGUACGAGCCUUUGACGUAUGCCGAGGUUGCGGGAGCUGGACAUUUGGUUCCAUUCGACAAGCCUGAGGAGGCGUUGACUCUGAUCAACAGCUGGAUCCACGGAAGGCUCCCGGCUCUCUAA